GGUGUGUGGUUGCACGACUGUCGCCAUAGUCACUUUCGCUAAAUAACUUUCUGUGGAAAGCUUGAACGCAAUUUGCCGGUUGCUGAACAAUCGAAGGGGAUUCAAAGGUGAAUCCCCGUGCAGUUUACUUGUUUCUGUCGGAGUCGAUGGAUUUCUGUAAGGUGGUUCUGAUGACGAUAGUUGUUAACAAAGAAAGAAAGCCGGAUAAGUAUUUGUUAAUCUGUAGUAGUGGAAUUGUGGACAAAUGAUUGAGUCUUCAGUUGUUUUUUCUAGUCACACGAUUUAUUGAUUUAUACUGUUUCAGUCCGUCUACGAAGAUAUUUUAAUGCGUAUUGUUCAUCUUAAUUUUGAAAAGUCUGUUCGAAAUUCUCCCAAUUAUCUUCAAAAGGACCGGUAUAUGAAGCUUGUAAUGCGACUUUGACUUAUCGCAACAGACAAAGACGUAUAAACAGAAAAUGGAAGAGUUUUUUUGAAGCUGUUUCUUAAACCAAGUACCACUGCAGAUAGGAUCAGUAUCCAGAGUUUGGCCCACAGAAGUGCAGCUUUUAAUGUACAUUGAAACUUUUUAAUCAAAUCAUUCAGUUAUGAGUGAUUCAUCGAAACGAUCAGUGACACUUGCCUUGAGAAAAUUGUAUUUAUCUUAUGCUGAGGGAUGUUCGAUUACGUUGAUGAGUUACCGUGUUGGUUCGCCUAGAGCUAGGAGAACUGAGUAAUAUCUGAUGUUGUUACUCUCAGUCUUCAGUCCAGAGAUUUCAGUUUUCACGAAUAUCAACAUGGCAUGCUAAAUAUGGCAGCAAGUUGGGUUAGUGAUUAUUACGUAUGGCUACUUUUUGGUGAUCUUCCAUGUUGAGUAGUUGUUCCUCGCCUUUUUUGGUUAGUAGGUGAGAUUUCUUCUAUUAUUGUCACUUCAGUUGUAACAAAAAUGUAUUUCAUUUGACGUAUAACAAAUGUAUUGCAAUUAAGUCCUGCAGCGAGUGUUAAACGAAAAGGCAAUUUGACAAUUUAAUAAUACCAACGAAUGUAUCACAAUCAGGUAGACAAGAGGUUUGUUCAAGUAACGAAAGUGUCUCUGCGCAAUGACAAAAAUGAAGUGAAGCCCUGGCCCCGGUGCCCUCGCUCAUUUUAUGUUUCAUUCUCCUACGACGUCUUCUGGCAACCAUGCCGAUUUCUUCGAAAUCUGUCACGUGCCCUCCAUCGAUUCUUUGCUCCGCGGUCAUUCCUCUACGACUGAACCGCCGAACCUCGCGAUGUCGCCCGCCCUUUGCGGCCGAGUCUACGCACCGCGACGCCGCGCGCCGAUACCGAUGUUGCGCUGGCACUUGCCGGCAUCCGCCAUGAAACGGAGCGGUCCGCACCUUUGUACGCGUUUCUAUAAAAUUACACGUCAGGAGUCGUCGCCGAGGAAUGUCUUUUUUUUCUGCCGAAGUGCGCACCAGGGUUCACCGAUAUUCCGCGGUAGAUCAAAUAUUUAUUAAUUUGCGUUUUAUUUGGAAUUUCAGAGCAUGUGUCAUGUGCCACGUGCCACUUGCCACAUGCCAUUUGCCACGUGCACCAUGCACGCGUACAUUUCUUAGAAAAUUAAUUAUUUAUAGUCUUCGAGUGCGACCGAUCUCGCAGCCAGCCGGAGCGCGGGGUAAGCUAGCUCGCUCCCGCUCGGGUUCUCACUUCUCUCGUGCGGAGUAGCUCUCGGUGUUGUGGUGAGCACCACCACUCCGGAGGGGAUUCUUUAUCCCCGGUGCUACGGUGAUGUUUUUCAUAUUCAAACACUCAUGAUGCUCAAGGAAUAUGACUACAGGUUUCCCCGUGCACGUAGGGCUUCGAGACACGGGACUCGCCAUGCCUACUGCUCUUGAUCAGUCGCCCUCGAAAACUCCGCUAAUUUCAUUGAAUCGUCUGUAUAUCUUUAAAUUCUCGUUUUAUGCUCUGAGAUUCCUCGCUCGACCAGUUCUAUCCGUAACAUAAGUAUUCUUUUGAAUUGGAGGUUGUUGAUGCCCCAGUUACUAUCAUAAGUCAUAAACUUCUGAACACUUGUUACGAAAACGGCGUGUAUGUGUUAGGGUCACCAAUUUGUGGUCUCUUGUAGUGACUGAUACACAAUAAAAGUCUCACAAUUCCAAUAAAUUAAAUACUCAUUUAAUAUAAGAAAUGUAGUCGUAAAAAUAGCGUGUUAAUAGCGAUCAUAAUACCGGGAUGCGUACACUAUCGCUAAGCUCAGAAAUUUAUAAUUGUCUUUUAGUUGUUUUAUGGCAUGAUCGUUGUCUUGAGAUUGACAUCACCGAUACUUGAUGAGCUAAGGUACGAUCUGCAGUUUAGCAAUUUUACGACCUGUCCUAUAGCAUAGAAUAUUGCUAAAUGCUUCCAAUUUUUGAAAUUAAUUAUUUUACAAUAAACAUUUAUUUCUUUUUUUUUUAAUUGAUUGACACGGUACUAGUACAAGUACAAAGUAAUAGUACAAGUUAAUAUAAAAUUCAAUUAUAAAUGAACGUUAACUUAUGUUUUGAUGUAGUUUCUCAAAUCAUCUUUCUAAUACGUAAAAAGAGAUAUAAGUCAGCCUGGUUUUAAAAAUAAAUCUGCGAUCGCAAAGAUUUUAUUAUUAUACAAUUUUGAAGAUGCCUAUUGUGAGGUAGACGUAAUGGGUGGUGAAAUGGUGUCUGGCAAGCACAAGUCGGACCUCCCACCUCCUCGUGGUGGCCACUGGAACGAAGGCGCUCUAUGCUGUUCGGUGCGUAGGCUGCAAGUCGAGCACCCAACGGUGAAAGUGCCUCUGUAAUAACGGGAGGACGGCGAUCUCCUUGUGGCUGAGGAGCAGAAUGCAGCCAAGGUAACCCCUGCCUGUCGUAAGAGGCGACUAAAAGGGGUGUUCGUGUCGUCACUUAAGUAAGUCCAAUGAUGUGCGAGGUGAUGCCGGUGGGGUCUUCGGACCCUGGCAGGGACUCCCAUGCCGGUAAAGCUCGAGCGGAGGAUCGAAAUGGGGCGGCAUGAAGCGUGUGUCGUAUGAAUGGUUGUAUGAAUGGGUCCCGGUCAGUCCGCGAUGGAUAUUCCCUGUAGACUAGCCAAGGGGUGGAGUAGUAGCCCCCCGACCGGGGCUGUGCAAGUUGGUGGAUCCCGACCGCUGUCGUGGAAGAUGGCCGAACCGUAAGACCUCUUGUGAGGCAAAGAGGCCCUGAAGCGAUAUGUAGAGUGAAGCCAACUUGUACAGCUGUCUGGAGCCAAUGCAGGGGUUAAAGUCGUCGUGUCUGAGCGGGGGGAUGGAGGAUCCUGUUGGUCGCUGGUUCCUCAUACUCGACGCUGCGUAGGGAUAUAAAAUCGCAGCCCGUCUUGCCUGAGGUUUGGGUCAGGCGUCAGUUCGGAUCUGGCGUCGCCCAUUCGAUAGGGGUGACGGUAAAAACCUAUAGCAUCAGCAUGGCGCGGGCCUAUCCCGUAACCUUUUCUUAGAGUCACUCGAUGUCGAUAGGGCCGACCACCUGACAAGCCGCUUCUCGGCUUCGCCAUCGUAUAAGUAGGGACAAUAUCUAAGGUGGAAAAGCCCGUUACUGCGGUAGGGGGUAGAUUGGACGCUCGAAACCUUUGUAAAAACAUCUUAAUAUGAAUCAUCAUCGUAUAAAAAAAAGAAAAUUGAGAAGAAAAAUGGAGACUGGGGUGACGUGCCCAGUUUGGCCGACACCAGACAAUGACGUGAAGGAGUCGCGAAGGGGCUGUAAGGGGAGCACGGUGCGCUUCCCCGUUCCAGUUUCCCACAGCGAAGCGUUGGAUAUGUUAGAAUACAGCGACGCAUCAGAAGAUUGCGUAGGCUCAGUCAUGACGAAAAACGAAGGUCGUUCUUCUAAAGAGGUAAUCAUGUCAUCUGGCCUCAAAACUAAGGGGGAGUAUAAACAAGAUAUUGUUGCGCGCCCGGGAGUAGGGGGAGAUGUCCCGGUUCCCCCGGCCCCGGAUGACGCUGCGAGGAGGAAUCGUGGGGAAGGAGAUAUCUGUGUCACCAAUGAGGAGGAUACCAAUUCUGUAACUAAUGAUGAUCGAGAGGCCCAGUCAAUUGGCUCACAGGAGAAACGACGAUCUUCUCCUAGACAGCUACAAGGGAGAAUUUGUACAGGGCGUAGGUUAUCUAUUAGACGUAAGCCUAGGACGGCCAGACUACGACAGGUGACAUACUUCAACAACGACGGUGAUUCAACAAUAACGACAUCCACUACUUCGACGAUAGCGGUGGAAGAGCUGGAAACUGAGGUAGCAUAUGAGGCAGAGAUCGCAAGGGGUACGUCCGUUCAUGAUACACCAGUAGUUGUGGCGGAUGAUGAGAUAAGUGGGGUGAGGAGUAAAAGUAAGGAAGGGAAGUCUGUUGGCACGGCAGGAGCAAUUAAUGCAACCCAGGCCGAUCGCGACGAGACACUACUGCCGAGUCCUGCUUCUCUGGCACGCGCACUAAUGGAAGGCACGCUGGAAGUACUAGGCUGCAGCGCGAUGUUGCCUAACUGCUCAAUUGAGGAUAUUGUGAGCAAGUUGAUCGAGCAGAUGCUCAUCCUAGAAAAGAUCGCAUCAAGCUCGGGGUAUCUCGAAAGCAUACAUGUAAAGACGAUAAGGGAGAGGAGCCGCAUUUUUCAAAUGUCGUUCCUGCAUGCCUGUAUGCUGCUCUCAUCUUUGGACGAUGUACCUCGAUUGCAGGAGAAGGUGAGAAUACUUCAAAUCCAGCUGAGGGAACGCACCGCCGAGUUGGAGGCUAUGAGGAGGGAGGCGAGGGAAAUGAAGCAAACGAUCCUUAGCUACACAGAACGUGAAGAAGCAGAGGUACAACAACUAUCGCAUCAGACGAUAAAAGUGGAAGCGCCGCUGCUUCCUCCUGAAGAAAAGAGAAGGACAGAUUUCUCCAAAUCUCCCCCAGAGUCAGUGAACAUUAAAGGAAAGGAAAAGGGAGAAGAGGAGAAGUCUUCAAGUCUCUUCCAGCUCAUUCUGGAAAAGAUUAAUCAGUUGGAAAUUACGAUCGCGGCCAUGCGGGAAGAGCUCUUAAAAAACCGGGAACAAACUCUCUCCUUCCAGAGGAAGGCGGAAACUGACCCACAGAGCCAAAUAGAGGACCUUGAGAGCAAAAAGAAACAACAGAAGGAGGAGAAAGUUUCGAACGGUACCCACAGGGAGCCCACUCCUCCUCGACGGGAAUCCAUCAUCCAGGAGGACAUAAGGUUGAAGGAUGAACAAGAGCCUUUACUAGUGGCCUCCUCCACCGCUAAGUCUACAGCUCAGGCGGAAACGACUUGGAAGAAGGUGGUAGGUAGAAAGGAGGCCCGGGCCACCAAGAAAGAGGCAGCAUCGAGGUCUUCGUCGCAAUCCCAGGCGACAGCAAGCAAGGCAGCUGGUGGAAAGCAGAAGGUAGCAAAGCAAAAGGUAGCAAAGCCUGCUCCCCAGUCGCCGAAACCGCCUAAGACUGCGACGGUCAUAUUGACACAUGGUGAAGUAAUGAUUGAAACUAAAGCGAAGGUUAAUCUUUCUGACGCGGGUAUCACGGAAGUCAUUAGUGAGAUAGUCUUAGAAAUCCCCUUAGAAGAGCGGGCAAUCAAAGCGGAGGCAUUAGCUAGGCUCCUUAGCAAGGUGUUUAAAGAGUCUGAAGCAACAAUCGUCCAUCCCAUUACGUAUGCAGAUUUCCGCAUCUCGCAGAUGGAUGACUCUGUGACCUCAGACGAGGUGGCGACAGUGGUGGCAGCGACAGCAGGCUGCUCAGAAAAGGAUCUGAAGGUCGGUACAGUCAAGAUGGGAUCUGACAGUUUGCUGGCCGUAUUGGUGCGAUGUCCCCUGCCCGCCGCAAACAAGAUAGCAGCUAAGAAAAGGAUCACGGUGGGAUGGAGCUCUUCGAAAAUCAUGAUACUUCCCCCAGGGAAUUUGCUACGUUGUUUCCGUUGCAUAGACGAUGGUCCAACUAGGCCAAUUGCGGAUGUGGACAAAUGGUUUCGCUGGGCGGUAUCUGUGAUGUACGGCUGCGCUAUGCCCCAGACCAAGGGAGACCGAAGACGAACAGCAUACUGGUGGACGGAUGAUAUUGCACGGUUGCGCAGUAAUUGUUUCGCUGCUCGCCGCCAGUACCAACGUGCUCGUAGAAAAAGUAGCUCCAAUGAAACAUUGGAGCAACAGCUGCUGGAAACGUACCGAGAAAAGAAGAAGACCAUGCAGGAAGCCAUCCGUGGAGCCAAGACACGGGCUCGUAAUGCCUUUCUCGAAUCGGCGAACCAUGAUCCGUGUUGCUGUCCCUAUAAAUUGGUAUUACAUGCUCUUAGAAAGUGCUAAUACACUAUAAGCAUAAGCUUGUUCCCUGGUGGAAGGUUUUAGUGGGUAUUGCGUCACUGCACUAUAACGACGCCGAGUCCCACAUAACCCAUAUGAUCCAUGGGUGUGCGUAAAUGCAUUUCCUUCCCCCGUAAAAAAAAAAAAAAAAAAAAAAAAAGUAGAAGAAGAAAAGGCAGAGGCGCUCUUAGUCACGGAGAGGUCAAACUUCCAAUUCUUUCAGGUGGACACCCCGUCAUAAUGAUGAGGAAGGAUCACCAUUGAUCCUGUGGCACAGCCAAUUCUUUGCUAUGGUAUUGGAGCUAGAUACAACUAGGAUGUUAUUACAAGCUGUGUGACCGGUUGCCAUAAACUGUGUUAAAGAAAUCGAUAUGUCCUUUGUUCUUAAAUUGAAAAAAAUUAGUUAUUAGUAUAAAAAAAGUUGUUCUCAUGGGCUAGCUAUGUAGCUUAAAUAUGGAAUUGGUGCAUUUGAAAUAAAAUUCGCCAUCUUUAUUAAAUGGGAAAUUCCUUUAUUUAUCUGUAUUGAAGGGAGAUUCAAAGUUCUUUUGUUUUUCCUUCUUCCGUUUUCCCCUCGCGUGCUAGACACGUUGCGAUAUGCACGUGCAGGUUUGAUUUGUGUUAAUAUGUUCAUUAUUAUGUUAAAGUUAUAUUAAAGAGACUUCUUGUGCUAUUUAUUUAUCGCCCACGAAAUAACUCAACAAUCUGUGCAACGUUUUUUUAUGACUAAUAAAAAUAAUUAAAAUACA
Megachile rotundata (alfalfa leafcutting bee) is the source of this 7013-nucleotide messenger RNA. RefSeq lists its product as uncharacterized. The record is from RefSeq and is a predicted model, not a curated record. NCBI's taxonomy places the organism in Eukaryota, Metazoa, Arthropoda, Insecta, Hymenoptera, Megachilidae.